AUGUAUCUCAAAUUACACAGUUUCAGUCUGUUUUCACUACUAGUAAUAUUUGAAUUUAGUCACACAAAUGAAUACUAUCCGAAACGUUUCAUUACAAAUAACUCUGAAAUUCAUCCUGAACCAAUCAAUAACGAUGAUAUAUUAGAUGAAAAAUAUUCAAAUUUGGACGUUCCUUCUAUUCACCAGUGUCCCAUUGAAUGCUUUAUUGAAAACGACUCACAAGAACUGGUGAAUUGUAUAUCGAAAGAAGUCGAUACAACACCAUCAAAACAACCAAUUAUCCCAUGUGAAAGAAAUAUCGAAACAGGUGAACUAAUUCUAGGACAUAAAGAAUCUGUUCGUGGAAUGAUACCCGGUGCAUUAGGUCAUUUAUUAGAAGCAUCUUCGCGGUCUGGUCAACCAUUAUCCAGGAGUGGCCAGCUAGAACUGCAUAUAAACUUAAAUAUGGUCCGAUUAGACGCUAAGUGUUUCCAAGGCUUGGGUGGAUUGGUCACAGAUGUCCGUUUACUGAACACAGUUUAUAUGCAUCCAGACAGCCUAAUAGAUUUACAACACUUGAGAUCAUUUGAAAUAGAAAGUGGUCAAACACCAUUGUAUCUACCUGAUGAUAAUGUGAAAAGCAACAUCCAACCGGAAGAAGAGAACAGUGUGAAGGAAAAUUCCCAUAAACCCGCAUUUAUUCGUUUGCAUCCUCUGGAUAUUACUGUACCGAUCAGUUUUAAUUUAAACACAAAAUGUCACCAAUGUGUACAGAACGAUGAAAACAGUGUAAAUGGGAGUAUUACAAAACCAGUAGACAAUUUGAUUGUCAUAGUAUUCACAAGUAAACGCGACUUAUCUUCAACUGCACAGCUAACUUCACCCAAAUUAAGCAUGAUAUUUCCAUACACGUGUCCGUUGACUAAAGAUGGCAUCGGCUGUCCCGGAGGACAGUCUUACUUAGAUGCAGUCAGUCAAGAAGAAAUAAAAGCAAUUACGGGUGACGAGUUACCAUCAGAAACUGUCUCAAACAUUCCAGUCAUAGAACAACUGAAAACAAUGACGUUUAUUCAGUCAGAGAGCAACAUCAAUAACACCCUGCGUCUGUUUCAUGUCUGUGGUCGACCAAAUUCCUCAGGAGAAGAGGAGGAUGCUGAUGAAGAAGACGAAGAAGGAGUAGAGGAGGAAGUAAGCUCAAAUUCAAUAUCCAGUGGAUUCUUUAGCCAUCGUAAGUCAAGUUUAUCAAAGGAGAAGAGUGAACUACUCUCACAUAUCAGUUGUAAUACAACAAAUCCUAUUAAUAAUAUAAAAGCCCUGGCGAUCACCACUACUAACACAAUUACGCAAAAUCAUCAGAUGAAUGAUACUCAUAGUUCAUGGAGUAGUCUACAUAUUACAAAGAAUCCCUCGAUUAUUUACGGUGGUGCAGGGUGUAGAUGCAGUGUGAUAAGUUUAAAAGAUCAUAAAUCAAUAAACUCGAACAACUUCAACGCUCUGUAUAGUUUAAUGCAAUCAAAUAAUGCUAAAAGUUAUUAUCAGCCUUCAGACGGUAAACAUCAUCAUCCACAGUAUUAUUCAGUCAGGAAAUCUCACAUGUCUAAACGACGCAGCAUUGGUAGUCAAACAGAUUUCACAGACAUUGAAUCAGAUAAUCCAGAAUCGUAUUGUACACUGGAUAGAUAUAUUAUGCAAAAGAAUAAACGACACCCGUAUGGUAGUCGGAAAAGUAACCACAAUAUCAAUGAUCAUUAUCUAUCUAAUCGUACGACAAGUACACAAUUACUGCCCUAUUUUCGUAAUAGUACUUUAAAUCAGAUGGAUGGUAUAGUCAUUACAAAGUCGAAUCUCUACUCUAAUCAUUUACUUAGUCACAGCAAUAUUACUAUGAACAAUACUAAUGUCAACAAUAAUAGUGAUUUUCAUAGUAUCACUGAUGAUAAAAAGUCGAGUAAUUCUGACUUAUUGAUUCUAAUGAUUGACGGUAAACCAAAACCAAUACGCAAUCUACCUCCGACAAAUCAAACCUACAAGUUUUCAACAUCAGUGAGUUGA
Molecule: messenger RNA, 2031 nt
Organism: Trichobilharzia regenti
Lineage: Eukaryota; Metazoa; Platyhelminthes; Trematoda; Strigeidida; Schistosomatidae
Source: the annotation of a GenBank genome assembly